Molecule: messenger RNA, 878 nt
Organism: Trichoplusia ni (cabbage looper)
Lineage: Eukaryota; Metazoa; Arthropoda; Insecta; Lepidoptera; Noctuidae
Exons: 3
Coding region: 141-788 (215 amino acids)
Source: RefSeq, a predicted model, not a curated record
CUGUCGACGAUGUAUGAAUAACAGCCGGGACCCACAAUUACAUAUUUAAGACUCUUUUUAAAUCUAAACUUCUCGUCCCCAGAUUAAAAGUAACAGACUACCAAUACCUACUGAACGAAAAAUUAAAAAACCGGAUCAACAUGUCAUCGGUAGACCUAUACACGAUGGGACAAAAACUACAAGAACAAUCCAGCAUCUACAAUCGAAGGAUCACCCGGCCAGAGACAAGACGCCAUUUGAAAAUAUUCAACACCUACCAUAGACUGCUAAAAAACGAGAAAUUUGUCGAUGGUCUAAAGAGAGAAUUGAAACACGAUGACUAUGAUUUCCGUAAUGGGACGUGCAGUUUGAACGACGCGUUAAAAUAUGAUGUCAAGUAUUAUGUGAAAUUAAAGGGGAGUAAGUGUUUUCGGAGGUUGAGUAAACGACCCGACGUUAUAGAGAAAUUUACUAGGUUUUUAAAUAAGUUUGCUGAUCCAAAAUAUCCUUUUGAUGAAGAAAUGUCUUCGGUUAUCCUGCAAAAGCUAGAAGGGAAUUUGAACCUUCGAUAUGGUGAAGUAGACUUCAAGAGAAUAAUAGCAUAUCUCCGAAAGGCACUAAGAUACCAUGGAUCUAAAACCAACACUCAAAUAAUUCAACUGCAGAGCAAAAACUGCGUUACUAUAUAUUUGUCCGGGUGCUUCUGUAGGCAUGGGUUCGUGGAAAACCAGGGUCUGUGCGUGAGACCAGAAGACUGUAUUGGCAACUCUGCCCACAUAGACUACUUACAGAGAAUCGUUAUACAUUGACCUUUAUACAUUGUGUAUGUGAGAUCAGUGUAUCUCUACCUUUAUUUAAGUUUAUUGUUAUCAAGUUAAAUAAAUUAUUAUGAAAUUUUA